AUGGGUCAGAUCGACAAUAAUAUGGGUCAGAUCGACAAUAAUAUGGGUCAGACCAACAAUAAUAUGGGUCAGACCAACAAUAAUAUGGGUCAGACCAACAAUAAUAUGGGUCAGAUCGACAAUAAUAUGGGUCAGAUCGACAAUAAUAUGGGUCAGAUUGACAAUAAUAUGGGUCAGAUCGACAAUAAUAUGGGUCAGAUCGACAAUAAUAUGGGUCAGACCAACAGUAAUAUGGGUCAGACCAACAGUAAUAUUGGUCAGACCAACAGUAAUAUGGGUCAGACCAACAGUAAUAUGGGUCAGACCAACAAUAAUAUGGGUCAGACCAACAAUAAUAUGGGUCAGACCAACAGUAAUAUGGGUCAGACCAACAAUAAUAUGGGUCAGACCAACAGUAAUAUGGGUCAGACCAACAGUAAUAUGGGUCAGACCAACAAUAAUAUGGGUCAGACCAACAGUAAUAUGGGUCAGGUGAGGGCCAUCUUCGCUCGCCCAGGUGCCCUUGGAGGUGGACAGAGAAGGCAGAACGUCAACAAACCCGGACACUUCAGAAACAGAUGCAUCCUGCAGUACGAUUGUCGAGUCUUGUGUUUACCCAAUGAUCUGGUCUUUUGGAAGGCGCUCAGUCAAAAGGAGAAGACCCUAGACGAGAGACUGGUAGAUAUUGAGGUAACAGAGGAAGUAACUACCAUCACUGGACGAGACUACAGCUCUUGGACCCCACGUCGUAUCCCCGUGGAUGCUAAAAGAUGCAGCACAGGCCCUCAGCGUACCUCUAGCUUUAACGAGUUACCUCUAGAUGAUCUUUAA
Molecule: messenger RNA, 810 nt
Organism: Procambarus clarkii (red swamp crayfish)
Lineage: Eukaryota; Metazoa; Arthropoda; Malacostraca; Decapoda; Cambaridae
Source: RefSeq, a predicted model, not a curated record